Xenopus tropicalis (tropical clawed frog) is the source of this 1049-nucleotide messenger RNA. It is a transcript of the gene or5dn1, whose product is annotated as olfactory receptor family 5 subfamily DN member 1. Bases 132 to 1049 code for a protein of 305 amino acids. Gene Ontology annotation, molecular function: G protein-coupled receptor activity; olfactory receptor activity. Gene Ontology annotation, biological process: G protein-coupled receptor signaling pathway; detection of chemical stimulus involved in sensory perception of smell; signal transduction. Gene Ontology annotation, cellular component: membrane; plasma membrane. The record is from RefSeq and is a predicted model, not a curated record. Lineage: Eukaryota; Metazoa; Chordata; Amphibia; Anura; Pipidae. The transcript has a single exon.
GUCCAUGUAAGUGUCUCUGUUCUAUGUUCCGGGAGUGACUACACCAAAAGCAAUGGAAGGACUUGGCUUUGAGUAGGUGGUUGCUAGGUGGGCCUCAGGAUAAUCAGACAUAUAAGAUAGAGAUUUUAUCAAUGGAAAAAGAAAAUUCUUCCUCCGUCACGGAGUUUAUUCUCUUGGGUUUGUCGGAAAAUCCUGAGCAGAAGUCCCCUCUCUCCGCUCUAUUUCUCACUAUAUACCUGGUGACUGUUCUGGGAAACGGUCUGAUCAUCUCCCUAAUAUGCAUGACCCCGGAGCUCCAAACCCCUAUGUAUUUCUUCUUGGGAAACCUUUCCUUUGUGGACAGCAGCUUCGUAUCGGUAACUGUCCCUCUCAUGGUGGCCCAUCUUCUCAUGGAGAAGAAAAGCAUCUCGUUUCAAGGCUGCAUGACUCAACUCUUCUUCUUCCUCUGGACGGCCGUCAUGGAGUGUUUAGUUUUGGCCCUUAUGGCAUACGACCGCCUGGUGGCUAUCACGAAUCCUCUUCGGUACUUGUCUACAUUGAGCAGGAAGACUUGUUUGGCUUUCAUGUGUUUUGCCUGGAUAUUAAGCUUUUUGCAUUCUCUCCUUUACACGUCCAUCAUCUCCUCGCUGGAUUUCUGUGGUCUGGACAAGAUCAAUGAGCAUUUCUGCGAUAUCCCUCCACUGCUGGCACUCUCCUGCUCCGACACCGCAAGCCUGGAACUUCUUGUAUACACCGAGGGGGGCAUAAUGGCAAUGAGCCCCUUCGUAUUUAUCGUGGUAUCUUAUUUCCGAAUCAUCAAAACCAUAUUAUCGAUCCACUCCUCCUCCGGGAGGUCCCGAGCCUUCUCCACCUGCUCCUCUCACCUGAUUUCUGUAGGACUUUACUUUGGAACAAUAUUUGCCAGCUACUUACAUCCCCCUACAGCUGGAGCUGUAGAGACCAACAGGCCAAUUGCUCUGGUAUAUUCCAUACUCAGUCCUCUGCUCAACCCCUUUAUCUACAGCCUGAGGAACCAACAGGUGAAAGGCGCUCUUCGGAAAAUGUUAUGA